AACAACUUAUUUAAAAAAGAAAACAAUAAAAGUAGAAACAAAGUACACUUAGUAAAAGCUAGGGAAUUUCUCAAUCUAAACGCUUUCUUCCAAAAAUCAUAAGUAAACAGCUCUUCAAUUCAGUCUUGCCACUUCUGCAGAAUUACACAACUUCAGGGCAUCAAGGUCCUAGUACCUGAAUAGAAGUUAAAGAUAGUACAGAAACCGGAACUAAGGGUAGAUGUUUUCCCUACUUUAUGGACUAUGGAAGUACGCGUUCAGCAAGAUGGAGUUUCAUGUUCUUAUUCUUGGAAUAGACAAGUCCGGGAAAACAACAUUACUGGAGAAGUUGAAGUCACAAUACUCAAACUUGGAGGGUCUCCCACCAGAUCGAAUUGUUCCCACUGUAGGACUUAAUAUUGGCCGCAUUGAAGUUUCAAAUACAAAACUUGCUUUCUGGGACCUGGGAGGUCAGCUUGGUCUUCGCUCAAUAUGGGAGAAAUAUUAUGAUGAGGCACAUGCUGUGAUUUAUGUAGUUGAUGCUGCCUGUCCAUCCCGUUUUGAAGAUUCAAAAUCUGCACUUGAAAAGGCUCUGCGGCAUGAAGAUUUGCAAGGAGCUCCAGUGUUGAUACUAGCGAACAAGCAGGAUCUUGAAGAAGCCGCAUCAACUGAUGAACUUGCUCAGUAUUUGGACAUAAAUAAAUUGGACGGGCGAGAUUUUAAAUUUCAAGCUGUUUCAGCUUUUGAUGGAUUGGGAAUAAAAGAGGGUGUAAACUGGCUGGUAGAUGCAAUGGAGAGAAGUAAGAGAACUGAAACUUUGAGGCUUCGUGCCGGAAGCAAUGUUGUCUAGAAGUGAUCAAAUACAACUAGAUCCCACCCUUCAUAUAACUCUGUACAUAAAUCAUGGAUCAACCUUGAUGCUGUGCGACUGGUGCCUGACCUUGAUUGUUCGAAUGGUUUUAUCUUGCAACAAAGUUGUUGUGCACCUUCAACCUUUUAUAAAAACUUGUUAAACCCUUACAACAUUGUUCAAGUAACAUGAAAUAUUUAAACACCAAUUGUUUAAUAUAACUCUUCUAAAGGAAGCCAUUUUGUAGAGUUUUGGACCUUUUGGUGGACGAUUUUGUUUUUGUUGUUGUGGAGAAGAGGGACUUUGCUGUGCUAUUGCAGACUAUGUAAUUUAAGAUUAUCAAAGUGAGAAGUUUCCUUUACUUA
Molecule: messenger RNA, 1194 nt
Organism: Salvia splendens (bonfire salvia)
Lineage: Eukaryota; Viridiplantae; Streptophyta; Magnoliopsida; Lamiales; Lamiaceae
Product: ADP-ribosylation factor-related protein 1
Exons: 7
Coding region: 221-829 (202 amino acids)
Biological process (GO): Golgi to plasma membrane protein transport; protein localization to Golgi apparatus; intracellular protein transport
Cellular component (GO): Golgi apparatus
Molecular function (GO): GTPase activity; GTP binding
Source: RefSeq, a predicted model, not a curated record